AUGUUGCUCCCGCGACUGCGUCACCGCGUGCCCCAUUGGCCAUCGCUCUUAAGAUUACGAAGCUGUUCUUCUCGCACAAAUAACAAUGACACGCUUCGAUCCACUAACGUGCGUGUGCGAUACGCUCCGAGUCCCACCGGUUUCCUUCAUCUUGGUGGUCUCCGCACGGCGCUUUUCAAUUAUUUGUUUGCUAAGAGCUGCGGUGGACAAUUCAUUUUACGCAUUGAAGACACGGAUAAAACACGUCAAGUGGAGGGGUCUGUAGAGGCGCUGGUUGACAGUCUCAAAUGGUGUGGAGUCGAAGAAGACGAGGGUCCCAAUGUCGGAGGUCCGUACAGUCCGUACAUCCAGUCGCAGAGACUUCCGAUCUACCAGGAGGCAGCCAAGAAGCUGAUCGAGUCUGGCCAUGCCUAUCGCUGCUUUUGCACGAGUGAGCGUCUCCGAAAGCUGCGUGAGUCGCAGACCCGUCAUGGGGAAGCGACGAUGUACGACCGUGCUUGUCUUGGCCUGGACGAAAAGGAGGUGGAAGAACGAGUAGCAAGUGGCGAGCCAUAUACAAUUCGUCUGAAAAUCCCAGACGGCAAGACGGCUGUCAAGGAUAUGCUGCGUGGUUACGUGCAGUUCGACCAUGGUGGUAUUGAUGAUCAGGUUUUGAUGAAGAGUGAUGGAUAUCCGACAUAUCAUCUGGCGAACGUGGUGGAUGACCAUGCCAUGCGUAUUUCGCACGUUAUUCGUGGUGAGGAAUGGCUACCGUCGACACCGAAGCAUGUCAUCCUGUACAAGGCACUGGGGUAUGAAGCUCCGACUUGGGCGCAUUUAGGUCUUCUACUCAAUGAAGACCGCACUAAACUAUCCAAACGUCAGGGCGAUGUCGCCGUCGAGGAUUUUCGGGACAAGGGCUUCAUACCAAGUGGCCUGGUGAACUUUGUUGCUCUUCUAGGCUGGAAUCCUGCUGACGGGAACAAUCAAGAAAUAUUCGCGAUGAAAGAGCUGGAAAAACUUUUCUCGAUUGACCACGUAAACAAAGCAGGCUCAGUUGUAAAUGUGGAUCGUCUUCGUUGGAUCAAUUCUCGUCAUGUGCGGACGCUAUUUGCGGAAGAAGUUGCAUCGGACAAGCACAAAUUGGCUGUCGUAAAUGACGUCUUGCUGAUGAUUUCUUCUGAUCUUGAAGAAGUAGGCCUGCCAUCAACUCCAGCUGAUGUGGUCGAGAAAUUCGGUCUUGAUUACAUCUGGCGAGCGAUGUAUCUGAUGAAGGAACGCGUAAGUGUCCUUCCAGAGUUUGGCUUACUCUGUAUGCCGUUCUUUACGGAUCCUGACCUCAGCUCCUCGGUUGCACAAGACAUGAAAAUCAUGUACAUUGAUGAGAGCACGGCAGAUCUUGUAGCGGAUGUAUGUUUAAACCUGUGCAAUCUCUCGGACGAAGAAUUCACGCCGGAUCAUAUCACAAAAAGCAUCAAGGCUGUUGCAAAAAAUCGAAAACUUGGACUGAAAAAGGUGCUGAUGCCGGUCCGUUAUUAUCUAACCGGCAUGGAUGUUGGCGCUGGACUAGGUGAUACGAUUGAGCUGCUGGGUCUUGAAACAGUGCUUCGACGUCUGAAAUUUAGCGAGGUGACGUGCAUCACCUGA
Peronospora farinosa is the source of this 1626-nucleotide messenger RNA. The record is from the annotation of a GenBank genome assembly. NCBI's taxonomy places the organism in Eukaryota, Oomycota, Peronosporomycetes, Peronosporales, Peronosporaceae.